UUCUCUGUGAUCCCCCAUUCAUUUCCUGAGAACUGCACUGAGCAGCUGAGAGACCGAAAGGGAGGGAGUCACACAGAGAGGGAGAGGACUCUAUAAGGGAAGGAAAACAGUUUCUCCAGCUCUGCAGCUAUUGACAAGCACAGUCACCGCUGAUAACAUAAUGUUAAUGCUUGACGGGAUGCCAGCAGUAAGAGUCAAAACAGAGCUGUUGGAAUCAGAACAACGGUCUCCAAAAGUCCACAACUAUCCCACUAUGGAAGCCGUGCCUCUUUUACUUAGUAAAGUGAAACCAGAGCCUCCAGAGGAUUUGCUAUCAACUGACCAGUUCCAAACCCAGACUGAGCCAGUGGACUUGUCUGUACACAGAGCCAGGACCUCCCCCUUAGCUGUUUCAUCAUCACAGUCGUCACCAGUUUCCAUGGUGACAUCAGCAUUCUCCCCUUCCUCCUCCUCCUCCUCCUCCUCCUCCUCUUCCUCAUCAGGGCACACCUCCUCACCAACAGUCAUUGCCUCAUUAUCAUCAGCAUCGUCAACAGGCAUGUUAUCGCCAGGCCCACUUGUGGCGUCCACCUCUGGGGUGCGGGGUCAGCAGUUUUUGCACAUCAUCCACCCAGUGCCACCUUCCAGCCCCAUGAACCUCCAAACUAACAAACUGACGAGUCACGUGCAUCGUAUUCCUGUGGUGGUCCAGUCAAUGCCUCUGGUAUACACAGCAGUGAGAUCGCCAGGGAGUCUCAACUCAACUAUUAUGUUACCGUUGCUGGAGGAAGGCAGACACCAGGUCAAAGCACAAAUAGACACAAGCGACUUGUCUCCAAGACAAAUCAAAAGCGACAGUGAUGAUGAUGACCUGCCAAAUGUGACCUUGGACAGUGUUAAUGAAACUGGAUCCACUGCUCUCUCUAUAGCAAGAGCAGUGCAGGAUUCCAUCUCACCAUUCAGUAUUGAAAGCACAAGGCGCCCACGGAGGUCAGAGUCCCCUGACUCGAAGAAGCGGCGCAUACACAGGUGCGAUUUUGAAGGCUGCAAUAAAGUGUACACAAAGAGCUCCCACUUGAAAGCACAUCGGCGGACCCAUACAGGUGAAAAGCCAUACAAAUGCACCUGGGAGGGAUGCACAUGGAAAUUUGCUCGCUCGGAUGAGCUGACGAGGCAUUACCGCAAGCACACCGGAGUGAAACCCUUUAAAUGUGCAGACUGUGACAGGAGCUUUUCUCGCUCAGACCACCUGGCCCUUCACCGCCGCAGACACAUGCUGGUUUGAAAAAGAUCCCUCCACACAAACACUGUAAGAGCAGGGUCUCUUAUAACCCGAGUUCAGCUGGGCUGAGCCCAACCCCACUGGUCCCACCCCGGAGCGUUCAAAUAGACAUUCUCAAACGUCCGGAAACAGAAAAAGAAGGAGAUUCUGUGAUUUCUAAAUUAUAGGCAUCUGGUCCGAUGCCUUUUAGCUAUGUUGCUUUUAAGUUUGGAUCUUAGGAAACUUAUUUUUGGGCAUCAUUUUUAAUGUCCUCUCCUUUUGUUUAUACUUCAGAAUCAAAUGUCUUGUUUUGACAAACAAGUAUUAAUACAUCAUCAUCAUAAAAAAGUGUUUUGAUUUUCAAAAAGGCGGCCUUUUCUGCAACAAUAAUGUGAAAGAACCAAGACCUCUGCAGAAGAGCAGGCCGUGACUCCAAGACGUCAUCAGUGCCCUGUUUCUCCAAUCAAUGAAGCCAGCGGAGCGGCUCACUCACAGUGUUUCCAAUGUGUUCAAAACUCUUAGGCUUGUCAGCCGUAGGAAAUCACAGAGAUUAGUUUGUUUCUGGAGUCCUGCAAUAAUGAGUGACCUUCAGAUAUCAACAAACAAUUGGUAGGCCCCAAGUUCUUGUGGAGUUGAGGAUUGGUGCUGCCACAGCAGAAUAAAAGUGAGGAAUCAACGUACCACUUACUAUUUCUUUUAAGAGGAAUUUUUCUGUUGGAGAUCUGCACUUAAUAUCCAAUAUAACUGAUAUAGGUAAAGGUUGGAACCAGCAGAGCCCUCCAGCCCAAGGUACCAGACAUUGCCCCACUCCUUCGCUUCUAGGGAUUCUUUCCAUAGUGGUAUAGCUCUUCUUUUUUACAUAACACAUGUUAAAAAUGGUCGUUCUCAAAAGCACAUGGACAACCCUAAUAAUCUCUAUCUGGGCUAACGGAGACUGUGGGAGAUCCAGUAAAACCGCUUCAUUCUGUCUAUGUGAAUAUUUUUGUGUUCCUGACAUAUGAAAAGAAAUGCAUCAGAUGCAUUGUACGCUGUGAUAAGCAAUCAGUAAGGUGCACUUUUAGUUUAUUGAGUUUUUUUUUUUUUUUUGAAAAUCAUCAAAAAUGCACUCUCUCAUACCUUUUUCAAUUUCUUAAAUCUGCCUGCGGAUAUACAGUAGUACAAAUCAAAAGCCACACCCCAUUUUAAAAAUAGCAAUAAACAUAUUCUACUUUUUAAAUAUUUACACAUGUAUUUACCAUUGAAUAGCACUAUGUUAAGCACCUAGCAAGUACUUUUUUUUUUUUUUGAUCCUAAUCCUACUUAUGUGAAUCCCAGAGAUGCGUAUUGCUAUUGAUUUUUGUUAUCAAAGGGAUCAUCUGUUUGAAGAUAUCAACACAAUAGGAGAGCAAUACUUUUUUAAAGUUGCAGAGAGUUUCUCUAAAUAUCUUACGCCCUUUCUUGAUCCUUCAAAGAACCCGGAGCCAUUAAAACAAGUCCUGCUAGACAAUAGUUUUAUAUAUAUUUAACAGAGAAUGUUUAUAGCUGUGCUGGCCAUCAGAUGACGGAGACAUGGAGGAUGAUGGAGACAUGGCGGAUGAUGUAGAAUGAUGUCACCUUCUGGUAGUACAGUACCUUAUUUACCAGCACAAUGUUUAAAUUGUAUACCUAUGUUGCCACCUGUAUGAUAGUUAUAUUUGCAAUUGGUUGGCAGUCUCAAAGUUAAAGCCAAGCAUGCUCGGACAAAUAUUGUUGUGUGUGGGUAUUGUUACUUUUUUUAAGUUUGGUUAUGUUGAAACAAAUCCAGAUUAUUUUGGCAAAUUGUAUUCUGAUGGAAGAGUUCAGUAUUAAACAUUGCAUUUACAAAAGUAUGUGUUGGAAGAUUAGAUUAACAACCCAAAGUGGAUAGUCUGAUCCAAUUACCUGUGCAUUAAAGGAUUACAGAACACCCUGCAAAGUUUACAAGAAACGCAUUAUGUUACAUUUGCUGUGUCCCGUGUUACCUGUAUCACAGCCUUACAUCUUUAAACAUAUUGCUGACUCUUUUGACAUUUUUAAUCACACAUCAUGAUUCAUAUAUCAACUGGGUAAUACAUUUCUCAACAUUUACUCAGGAAUAUUCACCAGGAGAAACAAAAAUAUCUUCUAAAGAUGGCAGUAUAUCCACAUCAUAUUCCCUCCUGCAACAAUGCUGGUCUUUUGUUCCCAAAAUUCAACACUCACAAGUUCCCUCAACUCAGUGCAGGAGAGAACAUGAACUGAAAGAAAACACAGUUUGGAAGAAGACAUUGCAAUUAUCAUACUGUUUGUUGCAUCACACAAUUUCUCCACCACCACUUUCUCAUAAUGAUGCCAGCAUGGAGACUGAAGCAGAGCAUCAGUUGCUCAUCAGAGGCUGUUUCUGAUGUAGCACUGUGCAGCAUUCAGACUGAGUAAGAUAGCUCAAAGGGUGUGAUCUCCAUGCCCCUCCUCACUCACAAUGAUCUCCUUGCCCCUCCUCACUCACAAUGAUCUCCAUGCCCCUCCUCAAUCUGUGAUCUCCAUGCCCCUCCUCACUCAUAGUGAUCUCCAUGCCCCUCCUCACUCAAUGAUCUCCAUGCCCCUCCUCACUCAUAGUGAUCUCCAUGCCCCUCCUCACUCUGUGAUCUCCAUGCCCCUCCUCACUCUGUGAUCUCCAUGCCCCUCGUCACUCUGUGAUCUCCAUGCACCUCCUCACUCACAGUGAUCUCCAUGCCCCUCCUCACUCACAGUGAUCUCCUUGCCCCUCCUCACUCAGUGAUCUCCAUGCUCCUCACUCACAGUGAUCUCAAUGCUCCUCCUCACUCAGUGAUCUCCAUGUCCCUCCUUACUCACAGUGAUCUCCUUGCCCCUCCUCAAUCAGUGAUCUCCAUGCUCCUCACUCACAGUGAUCUCAAUGCUCCUCCUCACUCAGUGAUCUCCAUGCCCCUCCUCACUCACAAUGAUCUCCUUGCCCCUCCUCACUCAGUGAUCUCCAUGCCCUUCCUCACUCACAGUGAUCUCCAUGCUCCUCCUCACUCAGUGAUCUCCUUGCCCCUCCUCACACUCUGUGAUCUUCUUGCCACUCCUCACACUCUGUGAUCUCCUUGCCACUCCUCACACUCUGUAAUCUCCAUGCCCUUCCUCACACUCUGUAAUCUCCAUGCCCCUCCUCACUCACAGUGAUCUCCAUGCUCCUCCUCACUCAGUGAUCUCAAUGCUCCUCCUCACUCAGUGAUCUCCAUGCCCCUCCUCACUCACAAUGAUCUCCUUGCCCCUCCUCACUCAAUGAUCUCCAUGCCCUUCCUCACUCACAGUGAUCUCCAUGCCCCUCCUCACUCUCUGUGAUCUCCUUGCCACUCCUCACUCACAGUGAUCUCCUUGCCCCUUCUCACUCUCUGUGAUCUCCAUGCCCCUCUCACUCUUUGUGAUCUCCUUCCCCCUCCUCACUCUCUGUGAUCUCCUUGCCCCGCCUCACUCUCUGUGAUCUCCAUGCCCCGCCUCACUCUCUGUGAUCUCCAUGCCCCUCCACCAAGCAAUCAUUCUCUCUACCUUGGCUCUAGUAUUAUGAAGUCAAAUGUGAAAGAAACAGUAAUAGGGUAUACCUGAGAGCUGACUAUGUGACCUUGUUAGAUUUUGAUGGGUGGCUUUCACAAAUCCCCCCAACCACACCAUAUAACAAGGAUUAGCAGGAAACUAUCAUAUCCAAUGGACACUUUCCUGUAAUAACCAACAAUGCCACCCUUAUAAUGCCAGGAUACCUUGUACUAUUACCAUUUGGCAAUAAGAAGUGUUUAUUCUAGUGGUUCAACAAAUUCCUGUACAAAUUAAAUAUGGAUCCAUGUUGCCUAAGUUAUAUCUCAUAUGAGUAACAAUUACAUGCGAAUAAAUACAUAAAUAAAUAAAAGGAAUCUCAUAGAGCCGGAAAUUUCUUAAGAUCUUAUCCUGCUAGGAGAAAUACAUUUAAUGGACUUUGUUUAUACAGUACAUAUCCAGUAUAUUAUUAUGGGCCAAAUGCUGCCCAAAACACAAAUGCUGCCAUGGAAACUCACAAUGACCAGUCAUUGUGAUAGACAAGUAGUCUUCAGAAAGCUCCUGCCUUCACAAGUGUGUGGCAUUGUUGGUAUCCUUAUCCAGUGAGGAUAAGGUCAGUCUUAGCUGCUUGUAUGCUUGGUAACCUUUCUCUUGCUUUUCCAUGUAGCGGAAAUAACCACAUGGAACGACUGUCUGCCUGUCCAGAAUGUCCCUAGUAUUAGUUUCCACCGAGUGUCUGAAGACAGAAGUCAGUAUGUUUGUUGUAUGUGUCUGGAUUGAAACAGCUUCCACUUCUUCUUAACAAAAAUACUACCCUGCACUUUGAAAUAAUUUUUCAACAUUUUGCCAAUGAUAUAAAAAAAAGAAAAGUUGAUGAUGUAGUAUCCCUUCUCUACAGGUCUGCAUAACGUCCCAUCUCUACAGGGCAACCUUGGAAUUGAAGUGGUAGAAAAAAUAUUUUUAUACAGAUUAUUAGAGGCUAAUAAAAUCACACCAUUUUCUUUGAUAGAAUUAUAAGAAUAUAGCAGUUUAUCUUCUCCUAAGAAUUCUUUCAUUGGUUCAAAUGAUUUGUCAUUAAACGUUUAAUUGUAGGUAUAUUGGGGUGAAUGAAAUUCCCUGGGGGCUGUAUGCAGUAUUUUAAGUUUAGAUUUUUGUUAAAACAAAAUUCUAAGAAUUCAAAAAAUCUGUUAAACGGUACUCAACGGGGGGAGGGGGGAGGGGGGUGAACUUUUAAGCAACAUGAUACCUAGAGUUGACAAAAAUUUGAACACCUGUUAUUUACUAAGAACAGAGGUCAAACAAGUCAUACCUUUUAACCAAAAUAGGUUCCUUACCCAAAUUAAUUACUGUUUCUAACAUAUUUUGAAUUCUUAGCUUGGAAAAUAUAGUUUAGAUUUCCGUCAGAACUUUUUCAAAAUUAUUUAGCAGGGGGCACUUCAUCUUUACAACUGAAUAUUGUACUGUACAACAGUAUUUAAAUAUUAUGUAAUAUAUGUGAGUGAAAAGUAUUUUGCGAUUCAUAGUUUUUACAUAGGCUGUAAAUAGUUUAAAAGUAAAUUUGAAAGGUUUCUAAUUUUAAACAAAGAAAAAGACACCUUGUAUAACUUGCAUAUCCACUUAAUAUAAACGAUUUUAGAAGAACAGCUUUGAAUCAUGAAUAUAAAUCUUUUUUGGUAUGAUUUUCUAGUCUUCUAUCUUAUCAAGAUAUAAGUUUUUUUUUUGUUUUGUUUUGUUUUUUCUCUCAUGAAUCAGUGGUCAGUGUUUCUUUUAUAAUCUAAAACCCACUGCCUGUAAUACACUUGACUAGCCUGCUAAAGUAACAUUAAACAACA
This is a messenger RNA of Polyodon spathula (Mississippi paddlefish), 6579 nucleotides long. Its product is annotated as Krueppel-like factor 12. Gene Ontology annotation, molecular function: DNA-binding transcription factor activity, RNA polymerase II-specific; RNA polymerase II cis-regulatory region sequence-specific DNA binding. The coding region runs from base 161 to 1264 and encodes 367 amino acids. NCBI's taxonomy places the organism in Eukaryota, Metazoa, Chordata, Actinopteri, Acipenseriformes, Polyodontidae. The record is from RefSeq and is a predicted model, not a curated record. The transcript is spliced from 6 exons. Gene Ontology annotation, biological process: regulation of transcription by RNA polymerase II.